Messenger RNA from Pipistrellus nathusii (Nathusius's pipistrelle), 699 nucleotides. Lineage: Eukaryota; Metazoa; Chordata; Mammalia; Chiroptera; Vespertilionidae. The record is from the annotation of a GenBank genome assembly.
AUGCUGCUCCCCGCCGUCCGGCUGGUGCGGCUGGGCCGGGUGCCCUAUUCCGAGUUCCUGGCGCUGCAGGAGCGCUGGCUGCAGCGGCUGCAGGCGGAGCCGGGCGCCGAGGACCCGUCGCCGAGGACGGAGGCGGGCGCGCUCCUGCUCUGCGAGCCCGCGGGGCCCGUGUACACGGCCGGGCUGCGCGGCGGCCUGACGCCCGAGGAGGCGGCGCGGCUGCGGGCCUUGGGCGCCGAGGUGCACAGCACGGGCCGCGGCGGCCUGGCCACCUUCCACGGCCCCGGCCAGCUGCUCUGCCACCCGCUGCUCGACCUGCGGCGCCUGCGCCUGCGCCUGCGCGCCCACGUGGCGGCGCUGGAGGCGUGCGCCGUGCGCCUGUGCGGGCUGCAGGGCCUGCGGGGCGCCUGCGCGCGGCCGCCGCCCUACACCGGCGUCUGGCUCGGGGAGCGCAAGAUCUGCGCCAUCGGAGUCCGCUGUGGAAGGCACAUCACGUCCCACGGCCUGGCCCUGAACUGUUGUACAGAUCUCACGUGGUUUGAGCACAUUGUACCCUGUGGGCUGGUUGGGACAAGCGUCACUUCCCUGAGCAAGGAGCUCCAGAGGCACCUCACGGUGGACGAAGUCAUACCGCCUUUCCUGGAGGCCUUCAAGGAGACCUACAAGUGCACCUUGAUCUCAGAGGACAGUUCUGACUGA